CGUCAACUGCAGAUGAAUUCCAAUGACGUCGUUAUUGCUUUUGUCGACCAGCAAAGCCAUUACAUUUUUUUGGUAUUUAAUUUGUUGUUCCCUUUUCUUUUCCAACGAAUAAACUGCCCAAAGGAAUGAAUUUAAGUACCGGUUGGAUGACAUGGAGCCCAAAUUCAGCUUUCCUACCAAUAUCCAUGGAUUCUAGCAGUAAUACUAGCAGGAUUUCCUGUCAUACACAUAACCCACUUUGGAAUAUGGCGAGAAGGGGAAGGGUAUGUAUAACGGUGAAUGCCAAGAAGAGAAGCGAACCAGUUUUCAAGCCUUCCGUUGUUGAAAAAGUUUCUUUGGUUGAUGAGGCUGAGGAUGAGCUUCUUCUUGAAGAUG
Molecule: messenger RNA, 375 nt
Organism: Nicotiana tabacum (common tobacco)
Lineage: Eukaryota; Viridiplantae; Streptophyta; Magnoliopsida; Solanales; Solanaceae
Source: RefSeq, a predicted model, not a curated record